AUGUUUCUAGCAACAAGAGCAGCUGCUGCCAGGCCACGAGCCCCGGAACACUUCCGGCGUGCAGUUUUUUCAGACUAUUGCUCGUGUUAUUGCUCUUUCACUUAUACUGGUUCUAUCAUCUUAUCACCAUCUUCUCAUUCUAAUCGCCAUCAACGGUAUCUCACCAUAGCCAGCAAUAAGAAUCAUGGGAAUCAUGGGAAUAAUGGGAACCAUGGGAAAGUGUUGGUUCUGCCGGCCAGGUUCCAGCACUCAGCAGCAACUUCAAGCCCUGCUGGAACUGUCAAUUCUUUAGCAAAUUCAACCUCAUCGGGUCCUCCUCCUCCCUCACCACAUCCAACACCUCCAAAUAACCCUCAAUACCCUUCACCUUCGUCAUCUUUUGUCCCGCCACCAGGGUUAUCGGCCCACCCGCUGUCCAAACACAUUGUUGACAACACACUCUCCUGUACAACUAUUGACGCACAUGGGCACGUCAUUAACAUCUCGGAAACUAUUCCCAAGGCCAAGUUUCUUUCGGAAAACAAGCUCUAUGCUCGUGAUUUGCGGUCCAUUGAUCACACACCUGUUUCUAUCAUCCCGUCGAUCCUCGUACGAGACCAAUGCAUUUUAAUUAACUUGCUCCAUAUUAAGGCUAUGAUUAAACAUGACCGUGUGUUGGUCUUUGAUACCCAUGAUGACCCAGCAAAUAAUGCAAAACUCGGUUUGUUUAUGUACGAUCUCGAGUCAAAGCUCCAGCUGCCCACGUGCAUCCACAAUGUAAACAAUAGUAGUAGUAAUAGUAGCAGCAGCAGCAAUAACAACAACAACGGUAGUGGCAGCGGCAGCAGCGGCAGCAGCGGCAAUGAUUCCAGUGGAAGCACGUUUGUGCAGACAUUUGAAAUGAAGGCUCUGGAAUCUAUUCUGAUCAACGUGGUAUCAACCCUUGAAACAGAGCUCAAACAACACAUCUCCACAGUCAACUCCAUUCUUGCAUCUCUUGAAGACCACAUUGAUCGUGAGCAACUCAAGGAACUUUUGAUCCGUAACAAGUCUCUCAUCAAGUUCCACCAAAAGUCAUUGCUUAUUAAAAACUUGCUCAACGAAGUGCUUGACUCAGAUGACGAUCUUGUUGGCAUGUACCUGACUGAAAAGUACGAAAACCCAGAAGCCUUUGCACACCGCUCACUCGACGACCACGCAGAUAUGGAGCUGCUUUUGGAGUCUUAUUACAAGCAGUGCGAUGAAAUGGUACAACAGUCUGGCCAAGUAAUUGCCAAUGUCAAAAAUACUGAGGAAAUCAUCAACAUCAUUCUAGAUGCUAACCGCAACUCACUCAUGCUCAUGGAGCUAAAAGUCACAAUCACAACUCUCGGCUUCACCACUGGUGCUUUCUUUGCAUCCCUUUACGGCAUGAAUCUCGAAAACUUUAUCGAGGAAACUACUUAUGGCUUUGGUUCUGUCUCCGGUAUAAUCAUGGCCUUGGCCAUUGGUGUUUCCGUCUUUAACUUUGCUCAGCUUAGAAAUAUCCGCAGAGUUACCAUGAUGGGAACUGGAAUUUUGCAAAAUAAUCCUUCUUCUUCUUCUUCUUCUUCUUCUUCUUCUUCUUCAUCAUCUGCUGCUGCCGCCGCCGCCGCCGCCUCUGCUGCUGCUACUAAUGCUACUGCCGCUGCUGCUUCCUCUUCUGCUUCAGCAAUGGCUGCUCGUAGUGCCAUUCUUAAUUCAACAACAGCCUCGGCUCAACAUUCCGCCUCCCCUGCAUCCUCGUCCUCUACAAAUUCUUCACAACUACAUCCACACCCGCCGCUGCAUCAAUCUCCACUCUCGGAACCGCGGCCACAGCACCAUCAUAGUCAUCGCGCGCUCAAACACGAACUCUCGAGAACAGACCAGAUGUGGGCACUCAUGUACCGACUCUGGCGGGGACAUGCUGCCGAACGCCGCUGGUCGCGCAAACGUAAAUGGGAACUGCAUAAUGGCUAUAACAACCCUGCUGCGGCGCGGCAGCAUGAUGUUUGGCGCUGGCUGGUGGAUUCAAAGAGCAGUCACCCGUCGUCAUGA
Molecule: messenger RNA, 2037 nt
Organism: Magnusiomyces paraingens
Lineage: Eukaryota; Fungi; Ascomycota; Dipodascomycetes; Dipodascales; Dipodascaceae
Exons: 1
Coding region: 1-2037 (678 amino acids)
Biological process (GO): mitochondrial magnesium ion transmembrane transport
Cellular component (GO): mitochondrial inner membrane
Molecular function (GO): magnesium ion transmembrane transporter activity
Source: RefSeq, a predicted model, not a curated record